AGUGACCUCAUGAGCCUUUGAUUCCAUCACCUAUGUGUUGUCUGUGAUGCUGCUGCAAGCAAGCUUUUCAUUGUACCUGUACCUCGUUGUACUUAUGCAAUGACAAACUCGACUUGACUCAAUCCCUGGACUGCUGUGGGUCAGUCAGUAGGUGACCAGUGACUGGCACCCUUGGUAGGACAUCUCCAGACCCCCGGACUGUGGGUCAGUCAGUAGGUGACCAGUGACUGCCCGGUGAGCAGUGUGAAGCCUGCAGCGUAACUUGCGUCAGCAGCAGGAGAAGCGCCCAGCUCCAGCCCUGCACCUGAGGUGCGGCGGGGCUCUGACCUGGUUUAUCUCGGGACAGGUUGACCGAGGCUCCCACGGGAUUGGCAGGGAAACAGUGACGGGCUCUCUCUCCUCUCCCUCCCCCCCUCGCACGACGCAAGAUGUUCCCGCUGGAUCCCCGCAGGAUUGACGUAACCUGGAAAAGCGCACCGAGCUGCUCCGUGCUCCGUGCUCCGAGCUCCGCCGGCCGGGGAAGCACAGCCUGGGCGCCCGCACCCAACCCUUCUGGUGACCGGGCCCGGGAGCAGCGGGGUCCGGGCGGGAGAUCUCGGAUGCUUCCUGAAUGAAAUUGAGGGGCAACAGGUUGGAGAACUGGUUUCGUCCUUUGAAGAUGGUUGAAGCAUCGCUCCAGCAUCCCGGCGUGUUGCUGCGGUGACCAGUGGACAGGAAGGAUCCAGCUUGGCUGCUCUGAACUGAAUGAAAAGUAUAACAGAAAACUAAGGCCAAGGAAGGAUUAGGAAUGAAGACACUUUAACUUAUUACCAGGAAAAAACCAGUGAUGGGAAGGCAGGUUUACGGAUCACACCGUCACACUGCCUAACAAGACACUUCAAGCUGGCCGACAAGUUUCUCCUUUCACAAAACCACAUUCACAACUACACAUCCUAAAGAACUGCUUGAUGGAGCUUUUUUGGAUUGAAUAAUGUAUAUAUCAUGAAACAAGCAUGUGGUCUGUACAAAGAGAAGGGCAGCAAUGAGACCAAAUGAAGGUGUGACAAGAGGCUUUAAGUGUACAGGAACCUGGACGGAAUGCACACAAACCCUGCUGCUUCAGCUGACAAAGCAGGAAAGAAAUUCUUGUUUCAUGACCUGGUAUCUGAAUGGAUGAAGGAUGAAGAAGCUUCAAAGAUCUUGAGCACAAAGCAAAGUAUUGUAGAAACACAGAGCAGAACCACCUCAACAAAACAGAGUCCGGGGAACAGACCCAAGCCAUGGACACACUUAAUAACAGAGGUUCAGCUAAAACAAAAGUCAUGCAGGGACAUUCUAAACCCGUGGAUGGUUUUAGUGAUACAUCAAGUGUUGGGAGCAUUUUGGAUGAAGCAGACAGAGAAGUAAGUAGUCUUACAGAGCGUGCUUUUAAGAGCUUGUGUGUUGUAGAAGAAGGUAUGUGCAAUGAGUCUGAGGUGCACAGUUCACCGUCAGCUGUCAAUGUGAAUCAUGCUGCCCCAGGCACAGAAGGGAAAAAGCAUUCUGCAGGCGAAUUGAAAAACUGUAAUAUGUCACCAAAACUAAUCAAGAAACAACCAAAAGAGUUGCCUGAGACAUUCCAGGAAUCAACAGGACAAUAUUCUGUUGGAGAAGCGAAAGGUGACAAAUGUAACAUGGGAAAUGGCUUCCUAAUUGAAGCCAUGGAGUCAAAUCAGAAGUAUCAGCAGAAGCCAAAGGUUUCUUCACUGGUUGGAGCUUUUGAUCAAAAUGAUAGAGAUUUCACAGGGACUGAGGCACUCAGUGGGAAGCCAGCUUCACACCCUGAACCACCAGGGGAAGACGCCAUUAAAAACAUUGCGCAAUUCGACGCGUCAGCCAUCGUCAACUUGCACAGAGAGAAGUCAAGCUUUUCUGCUACUUGUCAAGAAAAUUAUUGGAUAAAUAAAAAACACCAGCCGCAAGACAAAGGCGGCAAAACCAAUAUUUUAGGAUAUCUGAAGUCCUCACAGUAUCGAAAACCCACUGACUUUAAGAAUCUUCACCAUUCUGGUACAAAAUUCGAUAAAACCUUGUCUGAAAAGGUCAACAGGCUUAAGAAGUUGGAUACAAAGAACAGCUUUCUUCAUAGUGAGUGCAGUGCAUUCAAAUCCUGGCAGGAUCACAGUAAAUCUCUGUUUGAAGAGGAUACUCCACCUGAAACACAUAACGCCAACCUUCAGUCCAAUGUUCACUUGCAGGGUUCUGAUGAAAAUAUCAUAACUCAGAAACAAGCCCCUUCAUUAGUGCAAGCAAAGUCUCCAAACAAAGUCAAAGCUAGCAUGAUGCAGAAUGCAGUGAACUGUUCACCCAGUAACAAAGACACAAAUUUCCAUGCACCCGUGUCUGAAGAGAAACACCACGCUGCCAAAGUAAACCAAGAUCGGGGUGAUAGUUCGCAGAUGGUUAGACCUGAAGAGGACAGUGGAGGCACAGUCGAAAAUGGGGUCGAGGCGAAAGGUUUUCAGCUGUGGAGAAACUCAAGGUACCCGUUGUACAAAAAGCAAAUGGAGGCUGAGUUAGUGAGUGUGGAUGAACCCUCCACGAAAAGUCCACCUGUGACUGAAGCUGCAACAUUGGCUGCGCCGAUUCCUCAAGAGGAGAGCCCUUCCUUCUGUAUUUCGAAGCUCCUGGCGCCGAGUGUUGUCGCCAAUCCAAAUGGAAUAGAAAGAUCCAAAAACCAGCCAAUCGUGGUGACACCGCCCCUCCUUCAUCCGUGCACCAAUCAAGGCGAUGAGAUCAGAAGUGACAACCAAUCAUUUUUAGGCUAUAAAAGCAAAGCAACAAGUCUGAUGUACAACCUGAAGGAUGUCAGGAAACGAGUAAAAUCCACCUAUUCAUCUGCCGGUACUCCACAAAGCGUCUCUGAGCCCGCAAAAAACAAGCACUAUGUUCAUCAAAACAUCAGCGCAAGAACAUCCUCCGCUCCGGUUCGGCUGGGUAUCAGGGAAAACAUUGUGACUGACACCAGUGAGCAGCGAAAACACGACACAGUGCCCAAUGCCGCUGAUGUCAGACCCACUGCUGACUACCUUAAAGCUGCAGUGGUUCCUAAAGCUGAGCUGGACGCAUGGAAGAAUGAUGAUUAUCUAAACCUACGAUCACCACAGACGGUUAAAGAAGGUGGGAGCUACCCCGGCUGGAGAACAAAAAGUUCCAGACCUCAGUCAGCCAUGACAGCAUCAGAGGUUCAUGCAGGCAGAGGUCUGGAGAGAAGGGUUGCACAUCAGCUGAAUAAACUGACUGCAAAAGAGAAAGCAGAUCACUCCACAACGACUUUACAGAAGGACUCAGUGUCUGCAAGUGGUAGCCCAGAGAGAGCAGUAAUUGCGCAAGAAAAGGCAGAGCAAAAACAGAGUCGGUUCCAUGGUAACAGAAAGCCUGAAUAUGACCUAGUCAGCCACCCACAGAAAGAGAUACGGCCACACGAGAGGCACUCCAGAAGGCAGGAGGGAAAGUUGACAUCACAGAGAGUGCAGGAUGCUGGUUGCCCAACCAGGGACCAGAGUGCGUCCAGCCAUUGGGGGUCUUCCCAUUCCACAAGAGAAGACAAAACUAGGCAUGAUUUAAAGUCCUACAUUGACUUAGGUAACAGCCACUCCCAGGGCCCAGAGCAAGCGGUGGUUAACCACUCGAGAGAGCCGUGCACUGGAACCACGAAAAGUCGCCCCGCAGCUGAGAAUGACAAAAACUUUGAAAAGAAUGAAUUGCAGUAUUAUGCACUGAGUGACCCGACGACAAGCUCUGAGAGGGGAGGGGAGAAACAAAACACACCGAUGAUGUUUCAAAGUCAUUCCCAACAGGAAAUGUCAAGAGGUUUAACAGAGCAGAGAACAAAGGACAGUGGUUCUGCGGGCAUGUGUGAAGAAAAAUUCUACAGCAUUUUCUCAAAGCAGGAAGAAGACAGGCCAGGAAGUAACAUCCCGACUUCCCCGAGGCAUGCUCUGUCCAAAGUCAAAGAUAAUGCACUGAAAACAUCCACAGGAACGAAACCGGUAAAGCUAAUUCUCCCCAAGGGAGCAGGUGAAGGUGGAGACGUGAACACUUUUAAGGAAACACCAACCGUGUUAACAUCAAACGAAAUCCCAGACGGUGCCAAACCUGGCUCAAGUGAGAUGCCUUUGGCCAGUUCAGUGACUCCCAACCCAAGACCAGAAUCAACAUGCAGUCUAGAUUCAAAAGCAGCAGGAAAACCACCCGUUGUUCCUCCAAAGUCGGAAAAAGCAUUGCGUCGGGCCAAGAAACUGGCGACCAGGAGGAAAAGGACCGAGAACAAGCAGAGAAAGCAGAGCAGUGACGGUGCAGAAACUGACCCUGCUCUCUCAAGUCUGCCGAUGUCUCCCCCAAGUGUACCCACAUCACCACUGCCCACUGUUUGCCCUCCAGUUCCUCAACAGCAACUCACUUCGUAUGAUUUCUCAGCCCUCCGCAACAGCCCGGCAUUAAAUAAUGCACAGUCCAUUGCAUCUGUACAUUCAUUUCCAUUAAGCCAACGGAAAUUACUUCAAGAUCCUGAAACUGGUCAAUACUUUGUUGUAGAUAUUCCCAUCCAAGUGCAGAGAAAGACAUUGUAUGAUCCAGAAACUGGGAAUUAUUUCCAGGUGUCCAUACCCUCAACAGGUCAGAACACCACACUAGAUUUUUUUAAUACUUCCUACGUGCUAUAUCCUGGCUUUCUGUCCUUCCCACUGAUGCCAACUCUCCGGCCUCCUUCGCAAAUGUCAGCACCCGCAGUUCUCCUGGAGCUACAGAAAGAGGAGGAGUCUUUGAAUGAGCGGACUAACUUUGGUUUGGGGGACACAGAGGAACAAGAAAAUCAGCCGUAUAUUGAGACACUUUAUGAUUGUCUCACUGGGAGCAGGGCGGGUAGUGAAAAGGAGACUUGGUGCAAUGCAAUGAACAGUCAGAUGCAACCAGAAGACCACAGUUUGGAAUUAAUUGUCAUGGGGGAACUGGAGGAUAUUGCCAUCGAAAACAAUUAGCGCAAAGGUAAUGAAAGCUGUGAUCGCCCUGCACUGGAGGGAAUCGCAGCCAUUUAAAGACUUUAUCGGUGUCUGUUGAGCAAGUCAGAAAUUACAUAGGGAGUCUUCCAUACAUGUGCUGCGUUGUAUGGUGGUUCUUAACUAUUUCAGAUGUUAAAUUAGAUGUGGCAUCAGAGAUUGGAAAUAAAGAAACAAAAGUUGU
Pristis pectinata (smalltooth sawfish) is the source of this 5199-nucleotide messenger RNA. RefSeq names its product cardiac-enriched FHL2-interacting protein (gene c30h10orf71). NCBI's taxonomy places the organism in Eukaryota, Metazoa, Chordata, Chondrichthyes, Rhinopristiformes, Pristidae. The transcript is spliced from 6 exons. Bases 1260 to 4997 code for a protein of 1245 amino acids. Gene Ontology annotation, cellular component: Z disc. Gene Ontology annotation, biological process: positive regulation of calcineurin-NFAT signaling cascade. The record is from RefSeq and is a predicted model, not a curated record.